UUAUGCAGUGGUACCGCGAGAAUAUAAAAUUUCAGUCGGUCGCUGAACAUCGAUUCAUUCAGUACUGGUAGCUAACCAGCUAGCUCAAGACCACAAGAAAUACAUAUAGCUGUGGACAGCUGUGUGAAAUAGUUUACAUAUUUCAGUUGGACCAGUGCAAUUGAUCCGCAAAGAAACACUUUUCUUCGAAAUCGUUCGGGUGGUGCAGAUAAAUUGCAUAAAAAAACGUGAUCUAUUUUUAACAAUAAAUAAUAUUGCCAUUAUAUAUAUCAAUCUUCUGAAUAAUUAAUAUUCACAUAGCCUGUAUAAAUUGAGAACAAAAAAUAAAACAAAUACAACGAAUGAUUGAUUUUACUUUGGAAUUGUGUAUUUCAAAAAAUCAAAUAACCGAUUCAAGUUCGUCCAACUGUCGAUUUUUACGAAACAAUUCAGAGCAAAAGAAGUGUCGAUUUAAAGAAGAAUAAGAAAAAAAUGUUCCAUUCAAAAUUGUCAACGAUGCGAAUGGGAGCGACGGCUGUCAUCAGCUCAGCUAAUCGAUUGCACUUUGCCAUUGAUGCACAUGCCAAUGGAUCGACAUCAACUGCAUCGCACUACCCUUGUCGAGUGCAGCAUGUAUUGUGUACUGCACCGAAUAUCACGGUGCAAAAUACACGAAACUAUUCUGUCAUGACGAAGAAAUAUACUACCAUUGAACGCAGUUAUUUGGCAGCAUUUUCACAGCUUCGCUCAAUUAGCACUCAUGAAAUUACAAAACACAUGCGUUUGUUGAGCGAACAAAAGCGAUGCAUUGAAAAGGAUGAAACCACACUAAGAUUAAAAACUGAACUCGAUAAACCGUUGGUCGUUUUAUUUCAAUGGCUAAUGGCAAAACCGAAUCACAUUAAAAAAUAUGCUCAACUUUAUAUUGACCAAGGAUUUGAUGUGAUGUCGGUGAGUGUUACACCGUGGCAAGUUAUGUGGCCAACAAAAGGAACACAGCUGGUUGCCGCCGAUGUUGUCAAAUUUCUAGCAAAUAAUGUGAGCACAAAAAAUCCGGUGCUGUUGCAUGGCUUUUCGGUUGGCGCUUAUUUCUGGGGCGAAUGCAUGGUUCACAUGUCACGGGACAUUGAACGAUAUCGACAUGUAUUAGAUAAUAUUCAAGGACAAGUAUGGGAUAGUGCGGUUGAAUUGUCAGAGCUCACUAUUGGUGUACCAAAAGCCGUAUUCCCUAAAAAUGACACCCUAGAACGUGCAUUGAAGAAUUAUUUGAUAUAUCAUUUGAAGACAUUCCACGAACCGGCCACAUCGCAUUACAUCCGCUCGAGCCAAAUGUUUCACAGCACUUUGGUGAAGAAGCCAGCUCUCUUUUUGUUAUCACACAAGGAUCCAAUCGGUUCGGUAAACUCGAAUUUGGCUGUAAGAAACUCAUGGGAAUCGCUUGGUAUACGCUGCGAUUGGAAGUGCUGGGAUAAAUCAUCGCAUGUGGCUCAUUUCCAACGAUAUCGUGAUGAUUACAUUAACAUAUUGUAUGACUAUCUUCAGUCGGUUAAUAUGAUUCAAAGAGAGCAAGAAGUAAUGCGUGCCCGCAUUUAAAACAUCUUUAAUUUUUUACAGAAUUAAUUUUCUUUUAUAAGCACUAUCAUACACAUUAUUUUUGUUUUGUUUUUCGGACAUUUUUCCGAAAUUUUUAUUAACUUUUU
Contarinia nasturtii (swede midge) is the source of this 1679-nucleotide messenger RNA. RefSeq lists its product as uncharacterized. The transcript is spliced from 4 exons. The coding region runs from base 472 to 1572 and encodes 366 amino acids. The record is from RefSeq and is a predicted model, not a curated record. Lineage: Eukaryota; Metazoa; Arthropoda; Insecta; Diptera; Cecidomyiidae. Gene Ontology annotation, molecular function: serine hydrolase activity.